CGGCGCUGGCGGUGGUGGGGAGGGCCCUCGGGGCGAGCACACCCCUCGCGCCCGUGUCACUAUUUCAGAACAGAGGCCGGCAUUUAGUCAUUCUCCGUUGAAAGCUGCAAGCGCGCCGCUGUGCCGAAGAUCGCUCCACCUUUUGGACUAUUGGCGCAUUGACUUCUGAACAGAUGUAUUCGCGUUUGUAGAUUUCCCACUUGGCGGAGGACGAUUUUAGGAAGCCCGUUUGUAGUUGUAGACCGUGCCCUUUACCCGUCGCUGGAUACUUUUACGCACCGUUUUUUUUUGGGAGGGGGGGAAACACGCAAAAGGACAAUGCCUCGGUCUUUCUUGGUUAAAAAGUACUUCGCCAAACAAAAGCCAAACUACAGCGAACUGGAAUGUCAGAAUGCGCCGUCAGCGGACAAAUAUCCUCCGGCCGAGCUGUCGUCGGCCGCCGCCUGCUUGACGGUGGGCCUGAUGUGGGAGCUGGGCGCGCUGCCCGCUCUCUACCUGCCCGGCCGGCAAACGGAGCCCUCCGCCGUCCCGGGCCCCUUGGACCUCAGCUCCCCGUCCAGCCUGAGCAGCAGCGCCAGCAGCAGCGGCGAGGAGGACGAAGGCCGCACUUCCGACCCCCCCAGCCCCGAACCGGCGCGCACCUACGCCCCCCGUCAGCGGAUGAAAUGUACCGGCGCGGCGGCCCACGUCGGCCCGCCUGAGGAGGAAGAGAAGGAGGCCCCCGCCGCCGCCGCCGCCAUCGCCGCCGGCCGGCCCGCCUUCCUCUGCAAGCACUGCCCCAAAGAGUACACCAGCCUGGGGGCUCUGAAGAUGCACAUCCGCUCGCACACCCUGCCCUGUGUGUGCACCACAUGCGGGAAGGCUUUCUCCAGGCCGUGGCUGCUGCGCGGCCACAUCCGCACGCACACCGGCGAGCGCCCCUUCUCCUGCCCCCACUGCAACCGAGCCUUCGCCGACCGCUCCAAUUUGCGAGCUCAUCUGCAGACCCACGCCGAGGUGAAGAAGUACCAGUGCGGCGUCUGCUCUCGCACCUUCAGCCGCAUGUCACUGCUGCAGAAGCACAGCUCGUCGGGGUGUUGCUCCGCCACGGCGUGACGAGACUGCCCGGAUGGGGACGGCGGAGGGCGCCGAGAAGGGGAAGGGCUCCGUCCUGGCCGCGGACCCCCGCGCCACCGGGCUUUUCCGCGCUCGUUUGAAGUGUCGGGGCCGUGGGACCAAAUCUGAUCCUUACUUGAUGUCGGGCCCUCGAUCCCGCGCCUUCCCCAGACCAAAGACGUACUGGACUCCUUGGGGUAAGAGGCCUUCUUUCCCGUCUCCGGCUCGGGAGACGUAGGCUGGCGUGGGCGACGCGGAGAGACGAGGCGCUAACGGCGGUGACCUUCGCCGCUCUCGCUCUUGAAAAGACGCCGCCCCAGAGGACUCCGUCUCCCCCGAGGAAGGCGGCCGUCUUAAGCCUCCGUCGAUAGGAACUCCAAAAUGUUACCGCAGUGUUGAGCGGAGAGGUGGAAGCCAUACGCCGAGUGAAGCCAUGCCGAGAAAUGUCUUUCAUCAUAGCGCCGCCGUCAUUCGUGGAGAACCAAAGAGAUUCGAAGCAGAAAAGCUGGGACCAAAGCUCCCCCCCCCAAGUUUACACCACGCUGGCCCGAUAUGUGGCCAAAACGGACAGCACGGAGAUGAGCGCUGUGGUUUCUGGAAGGUGUAUGGCGAUGCUUCCUCGUGCCAUGCGCAGACGAUGUGUGCUUUCCAUUUUGUAGCCCGCCUGUCUUCGGUGUUUUGUGUAUGCCCAAAAAGCCAUUCUGACUUCCAUUCAAUAAAGUAAUUUAUGUUUAUUAAAA
Messenger RNA from Hippocampus zosterae (dwarf seahorse), 1835 nucleotides. It is a transcript of the gene snai1a, whose product is annotated as snail family zinc finger 1a. Bases 319 to 1095 code for a protein of 258 amino acids. NCBI's taxonomy places the organism in Eukaryota, Metazoa, Chordata, Actinopteri, Syngnathiformes, Syngnathidae. The transcript is spliced from 3 exons. Gene Ontology annotation, biological process: regulation of DNA-templated transcription. Gene Ontology annotation, molecular function: DNA-binding transcription factor activity, RNA polymerase II-specific; RNA polymerase II cis-regulatory region sequence-specific DNA binding. The record is from RefSeq and is a predicted model, not a curated record.